This is a messenger RNA of Mytilinidion resinicola, 3126 nucleotides long. RefSeq names its product kinase-like protein. The record is from RefSeq and is a predicted model, not a curated record. Lineage: Eukaryota; Fungi; Ascomycota; Dothideomycetes; Mytilinidiales; Mytilinidiaceae. The coding region runs from base 1 to 3126 and encodes 1041 amino acids. The transcript is spliced from 2 exons. Gene Ontology annotation, molecular function: protein serine/threonine kinase activity; ATP binding. Gene Ontology annotation, biological process: peptidyl-threonine phosphorylation; peptidyl-serine phosphorylation.
AUGCCAUCAUCGGCAAGGUCUCAAGGGGGCAGUAAUCAUGACAUUGGUAACGUGAAUGAUAACAGGAAGGACAGCUAUCAUGCCGCCGGAAUGCUAGUAGGCUCCUCAGGAUAUGGAUCGUUAGAACCAACGCCGAAUCCAACAAUCAUCGUCAAUCCAAGAGGUUGGGGUGUUGCAUUAUCAAGUGAAGCUCCAAGCUCGACAAGCAUAGUGUGGGCCGCCACCGCAACCUGCAAUUCAAGCGAAGACCAAACUCCCUGUGGUGAUCUCUGCUGCAGUAUUGGGUAUUAUUGCCUCGAGACUGGACAAUGUACGCUAAGGCCUACUAUUGUUGCACCAAUUGCAGGGACACCCAUCAGUCACGCCGUACAAAUCUCUACCUCUCUUGCGAGGUCUAAUUCGUUAUUGAGCUCUAUAUCAUUAUCGACGACCCCGAUUCCGCAUAGCACGGCUUCCGCCCUAUCCCCAAGCCAUGCCAUUCCUUCUAAUGGGACUACUGUCGCUGGAAAACACACCACUGGACUUAGCCGUGGCGCAAUAGUGGUUAUAGUGAUCGGAGUAAUUGCGACUUCCCUACUCCUCGGCUAUAUAUACGCUGCCAUUAGAAUAGCCCAUGAAAUGUUCAUGCUAAAAAGGUCUCCCAACACAAAGGCUGCGCCUACGAAUCCCCGACGGCAACGCCGUCCCGCCCAGACAUCGGGGAAACGAUGGAGCAGUCCAAGCAGCUACUUCCCCUGGCGGUCAUUGUCUUUUUCAUCGGGCAGGAGAACAGCGUUUCGAACUGAACAAUGGAUAGAGCAGAUAGUGCCAGAUCCUCCGCCGGUUCUUCCACCACUAUUCGAGUCAACUACGCUCAGACCGGACAGACAAGACUACGUUGUUAAUGCCGAAUACGAUAGUCCACCAUCGCCGCCACCGCGUGUCCAAAUGAAGCUACCACCCCUUGACCGCGACCUUCGCGAGUAUCGAAUGGAGCGUGCGGCUCAGCCUUUCAAACCAUUACCUUUUCGCCGGUACAAUCCGGAGCUUUGGAUCGAGCGAGAGCCUGAGCCUGAGGUUGAGAGACCAUCACCUCCUCUUCGCGAAACUCACGACUCUCGGAUCGGCCGCGAGACAAGACGGUCGUCAGGUCGUCGGCGACUACCUGAACUCAGGAAUAUCAGAAGGUCUUUCUCCGAUCAACCGGAACGGCAACUAUGGAAUCCUAGCGAGAAGGAAAACAUCUUCAUCAAUGGGAGUAGAUAUAUUCCUGGCGAUCGUCAUGCUCCAGUUUAUGAGACGCCGGAGUCACCGCAACGAGAGAGACAAGCCCCUGAUCUACCGAAAGACCAUGGAAUAAUAUUCCAGAAGAUUCCCAGUAAUCCACCUCCGCCCGCUCGCAGUGAAGUCCCACGCCACUACGAACGCAAAGAAGCUAAACGACGUUCUCGAAGCUUUGAGGUUUCGACCACUAGUAACCUCAAUAAUACUUAUCAACCAGAUAAUAACGACCAUGAAGCCUUUAACCCCCCUCAGACCACUUACCAACGCGAAGCCAUCAUGUUCCAAUAUGUGAAAAGUAGAGCGGGCGACGGCCAGCAUAAGACUUUAGGACAGCCUCAAAACGAUAAUAAUCAGCCAAGACGGAAUGAGAUUCCACGCCCUAGGAGUGUUCCGGAUAGAACAAAGUCACGGGAAUCUUACUCGUCUCUAAACACCUCCGCUCAGGCCCUGAGAGCCACGCGACCAAGCCCAAACUCUACAAUACCCAACAGCUCGCGCCGCUCCAACGCAACGACUGCCAUUCCCCUAGAGGACUCACGGUUAGGCCCACUCUCGCCUUUGUCAUCCCAUAGGUUACCAACUCAAAACCAAUCAGUUAAUUACGAAUAUGAAAGACGCGAGACAACCCGGCGUCGACGUGAGGUUGCACGCCGCACACGCCAGAGUCUCGCGGCCGUCGGUGCCGUCGGGCUUGCCGCAGUACCUGUUAGCCAUGCACGUCGUCGUCGCCGUAAGUCCUCUCCCGAAAAACCUACCAGCCGUGCUCUGGUGUUGCAAACUCGGCGUCUUUCCUCUCUUCCCUCAACUCCAAUUGAGCCUCCAAUUUUGGAGUCCUUAGACCUCAUUAGACGGGAGUGCCAUUGGAAUAUCGACCACACCUCAUAUUCCUCCGCCAUCGAAGUCCCACUCGACACAGUAAAGACUCUAGGACACGGCUCGAUGGGCGUGGUGGACGAAGUCCGCGCAAGACCUCCCGGACAGACCUUCAUCCGAAAGCGCGUUCGAAUCCUCAAGCACAACGCCCGUCGAGACCGAGCCAUCAUCCAAGCCGAGAUCCGCACACUGCGACGCCUCGCUCACCCUCACAUGGUCAAGCUGUUUGGAAGCUACGAAGAGGCGCCAAGCACCGGACCUGACUCCUACGCACUCCUAAUGUACCCCGUUGGCGACGGAAACCUGAAAGACUACCUCGACAGCCUGGAAGGACACAGCCCCGACAGUGCUGUCAAUCGCCGCAUUCAGAACUACCUCCACAGCCAGCGCAUCCACCACCAGGACAUCAAGCACGAAAACAUCAUCUACCGCACCACCCACAUCUUCAUCACCGACUUCGGCUCCGCGCGCCAGCUGGAGCUCGGCCAGAUCACCUCGACUAGCGACCACGCCCGCGCUACUGAGCGAUACGCCGCCCCGGAGAUCGUCCACCGCUUGCAGAAUUCCGGCGUCAGCAUCAGCAUCAGCAAGCACGGCUCCAAAUCCGACGUCUUCUCUCUCGGCUGCGUGUUCCUCGAGCUCCUCGGCUGCGUGUUCCUCGAGCUCCUCGUCGCCGAGUCCGGGCGCAGUCUGCGCGACUUCUAUGCCUACUGCGUCAGCCGGAAUACGCAGAUCGUGCGGCAUGGCGACAGCCAGCCGACGACGAAUAAUCUUAGAGACCGCUUGGUGUACUGCAAUGUUCUUGCCCCGGUGAAUGGCUAUUUUGCGUCGCUGGAGGAACGGUAUCGGGCGUUGUAUGAUGGGUGUGUGAAGCCGAUGCUGGCGGUUGAGCGGGAGGCGCGGCCGAGCGCUGAGGAGGUUGGGGAGAGGUUGGGGUCUCUGCAGCCGUGGGGGAGGCAGGAGUGUGUUUGUCGGGGUGGGAGGGGGUGA